Molecule: messenger RNA, 2052 nt
Organism: Hippocampus comes (tiger tail seahorse)
Lineage: Eukaryota; Metazoa; Chordata; Actinopteri; Syngnathiformes; Syngnathidae
Exons: 4
Coding region: 69-1715 (548 amino acids)
Source: RefSeq, a predicted model, not a curated record
GUUAGCGGCGUCGGCGGGUCUUCUUUGAUGUUGACUUGAACUCUACUUUCCGCGAAAUAUUCAGACCCAUGUCAGACAAGAUUGACUUCUUUUGGGAGUCCCUGAUUUCAUCUGGGAGAAGUAAAAGGCAAACGAAAUCAAAGAAGAGCAAAAAUGGGUCAAAAAGAAAAAACAACGUAACCUUAAACACGAAUGACAUCAUUCCUAAGGAAAAAAAAAAGCCCAUGUUCAACGAAGUAAUGCAAUCAAAGAAAGACAAGAAGAAGAAAAAGAAGAAGCUACUGGAUUUAAACAGUUUACUUGGCAGCAGUGACGCUACAGCACCAUUGGAACUGAAACCUGACCUGUCAAAUUUGAGAAGCAGCAGCAACAUAAGGAAACAGAAGUCAGAUCACACUAUUAAGGACUUCAAGAAAAAACGGCAAAGGAAAAAGAAAGUGGCAUUUGAUUUGCCACAUGAGAACGCUCGUGUCAAACGUCCCACUUUUGCCUCUGCACAUUCCAAGUUCACGAAAGAGUGUACAGGGUUGGAGAAAGCUGCCGUAACAGAUUUUGAGCGGGCUUCUCCGGUCAGUGAAAUAGAGCAGCAUCAGUCUCAACUACAAGAUAACGACAUUCACUGGGAUGAAAGCAACAGCCAGGAUUUGUUUAUCACCCAAAAGACAUGCAGAUCAUCCUCUUCAGACUCCAGCGAGGAGGCCAGUGACAAAUCGACUACUACCACUUUGCAACAAACAGAGAUAUUAGACAACUAUUUGGACCAGAUAAAAUACUUUGACAAGGAUUCUUGUCAGCGUCCCCAAAAAAAGAAGCGACAGAAGACAGUGAAGGUAAGAAGCGCAGAGAAAGACAGAUUGCACAGCAGAAAGAAGAAAUAUUCCUUACAAACAGAAGGCGCAAGCCCCACCGAGUUUCUAUGCUCUUUUCAUUCAAGUCCUAAAGUGAUGAAUGUUUACAUGGACAAGAUGGCCAUUGGUGAUUGUGCACCGAAGGUUACAAAAUCAGAGCAGUAUCACCACCAGGAAAUUCAGCCGGCUUUUUCACGCUCUCUCCACAUACCCCUCAGACCAACAAUGUGCACAUCUACCCAGACAGAAAACUUUUUCACUGCUGAACUGUCCUCCUACUUUGCUUUCUCCAAAAAGAGAAGACUGGCUUCGUGUUCCGAUCUCGUGAAGCCUUUGGAUCUGAGUUUGCCACAAAGGGCCAGGAAAGACCUCAACAGGUGUUUGUAUGUGAAGGUGUCAAGUCAAGUCAAAGAGGAUGAGAAGUGGGCUGAAAACAAACCGUCAGCCAGAGAGAUCCACGCGCCUCCAUUCUGUUGUUCAUCCAUGAAAGAUCUGGAGAUGAAUAAAGAGCUUCGUGGUAGUGAGAAGGGGAGAGGAGUGACCGCACCGACUCCUCUGAUGGAGUCGGAGCCCAAGUCGGGUGACACGACGACCUCCAGCGACUACAAUGAGCCGUCAGGCCAAAGCAAAAAGGUUGACCUGAACCAGGUGAGUAUGGACACAGCUGACAAAACUGCAGGAAGGUUCAAGGAUUGUUUCCAGUCUUCCAUUUUCUAUCAGGUAAGGCCAGUGCAGAUGAGGCUGAAUGAGUCAUUCUUCUUCAAAACCAAAGGAGAUGGACAUUCACCCAGACCUGAGUCACCUCUGAUGAAACUUUCUCAGAGCAGAGUGAAUGAGAAAGACAUGAGAGGCAAGAGGGGACGCUGAGGUUUAUCAGAAAUUGACAGUAUCCCUGCUGUUGUUUGUCUACCACACUUUACUUACCUUCUUUUCGGAAACACAAUUUGUUUGGGUGAACGGCAAUUAAAUUGUACUUUUGGAAAUGAGCUAUGUCCGAAUUACAGGCAAGAGCACCUGCCCAAGUUGGAAAGUUAUCUGAAAGGAGAGUUUGAUAAUUCAAUGCUGAAUGUUAAAAUGUGAUGUUAUAGACAGUCUAUUGCAAUAAGGGAAUAUAAUAUCUUUACUGAAAGUUACACAUGCUGCCCUUAAUGGUCUACUUAACUUGAAAUUUCUAAAAUACAAAUAAAAAGGAGCAAACAGGGGA